UCCACUGACUUUCACUUCGAUGUUGUCUUGUUGGAAGGAGUUCUGGGGUUGCCCAGGGUUGCUCCAGCGAGAACAACACGAAUGACAUCCUAAUGCUCGAGCUCCAACGCAGAAGGAGGGUCGGAUCAUGCGCAUGCCUAGAGUGCAGGACGAAUGCACUGACAGAUACACUCUUAGGAGAAAAAGCCGUCAGGAGAGGAGGGGCAGACCAAGGACCUUGGAUGAGAGCAAAUGUCGGCGAUGGACGCACCCAGCCGGGAACGUCACACCAUUGAAAGGCUUCAUGCCGUGUUUCCAUCAAGAUCACUGGAUGAACCUUCACGAUCUCUUGAACUCGUUUCGACGGUCGUUGUGUAGCCAUCGCUGCGAAGCAAGAGAGAAAUCGGAGCGAGGGGCCAAGCGAUACAACGUAGUUUGUUUUUGCCAGCAGAACCCUCACUUGAUGCAGCCGAUUGGGAAGACCAUCGGCGGCUGUGGCAUGGGAUGCUAGGUACCGUGGUCGCCAGGAUGAAGUUGUCGAGAGGGAAUGAGGUCAUUGCUUGGCGGGCGGUUCCGACCCUACCACACACCUUGGUGGUAGCUGACGUGCUACUUCGCGUUGGCUCUCGCGCGUUGGCGCGAAGGCACGCGGUCAACGACGCCGGCAUCGUGGCUGAACACACGCCGUGUCCAUCAUUGGGAAUUUCACAUGUUUGAAAUGUCCAUCCAUUUGUCCGAUUAAGGAAGUCCGGACACUGCCAGUCAGUCAACUUCGUUGUUUGAGCAUGGCUGGCGCGGCGGCGGACGAGUUGACCGUGCGCCGUCCCCUCUCCUUCGCUCGAUGCCUUGCAAAGCUUCUUGCCUUGGCUGUGACGACGCCCAUCAGACGACUCUUGGGAUACAAGCCUCCUGUGGACGGAUGGACAAUCCAGCACGAGAUCGCCGUCGCCUUCUUACGCUACUCCCUCGUGACGGACAAUGCGUCGGCUCGCCGCAACGAGUCCAGAUUGAUCUACAUAGCGAACCUCCAGCUAAAGACACAGCUCGUUCCGAUGGAAGCCCCGGGCUUCCGCGGUGUGUGGUACGGCGGUCCGACCAACGACGCCGACGCGACCAUCCUGUACCUUCACGGUGGAGGGUACGCUCUGUGCGAUUCAGCGACGUACGCUUUAGCCAACCAUGCCAUCCAAGUGACUGCGAGCACAACCAGUGGCAAGCAUGUCCGCGUGCUAGGACUCGAGUACUCCCUCGCCCCUGAAGCCAAGUUUCCGACCCAAAUGAACGAAGCACUGGCAGCGUACUCGUACCUAGCCAACGACAGCAACAAGCCCAUCGUGUUGAUGGGCGAUUCAGCCGGCGGCCACUUGGUGUUGCAACUUCUCUUGGCGUUAAAGACUCCAGAGUGGUCGCACUUGCGCAAGCCGCAGGCAUCCGUCGCAGUGUCCCCAUGGUGCCAAAUGAACUUGUCCCCGCUUCCAAUCUCGUACACGACCAACAGCGCGACGGACUAUGUCCAAUUGAUUAACAUUCGGCACUACAACAACGACCUCUUGCCCGACAACGUCUCGGUCACGAAUCCUUCGCUGAAUCCAUUGAACGGCGACUUUCGAGGGACUGGGCCUGUGCUCGUCCACUACGGCGGCAAGGAAGUGUUUGCGAGCGAAAUCGAGCAGCUCGUUGAGGUGCUCCAGCGACAGGACGUGGACGUGACGGUGGUCAAGGAGCCGCUGGCGCCGCACAUCACGCCGAUGCUCCCGUCUUUCUUUGGAGCGAUGGCCGUCAAGGGCCAACAAACGAUUGGAAAAUACAUCGGCCAACAUGUCAAUUCCUAAACGAGCUACGGCGCAACAGAGCAAGGCCAUUCAUGCAUCUUCCAAGGAGAAUGCUAUCCAGAUAACGAAAUCCCACGACGCCAUCGAUGGCGG
Aphanomyces invadans is the source of this 1904-nucleotide messenger RNA. RefSeq lists its product as hypothetical. The record is from RefSeq and is a predicted model, not a curated record. Gene Ontology annotation, molecular function: hydrolase activity. Bases 765 to 1811 code for a protein of 348 amino acids. The transcript has 5 exons. Lineage: Eukaryota; Oomycota; Saprolegniomycetes; Saprolegniales; Verrucalvaceae.